UCUCUCUCAUUCAGUUGGUCUCUUCCCCUCCCUCCUUUCUCACAUUGUACUCUCUCUCUCUUUCUCUCUCUCUCUCUCUCCAUUUGGAGCUCCUAGAUUCACUGCUGAGGUCUUCAGCUUUAGCUCUUCUGUGAUUUUUGAAGGACACAUCCAGGAUCUCGGCUGUAUCAGGAUGAACUCUAUAUUAACGGCCACCCAGAGCUCUGAAAAAGAGUUUGAGGAGCAACACAAGACAAACUGACACAGAUUGAGAGAGAGAGAAGAAGGGAUUUCUUUCCGAGAGGGAUUCCCCCACCCAGGGAAACGGAGGUGUGCUGGCAAACUGUCGAGUCAUGAACAGAAGCUGGAGAUAAAGAUGACAUCUGGAAGCAGCUGAAGCUGUCAGGCUUCAUGUCUCCAUCCUCCCCUGAGGGAGGACAAGAAGAUGAGUGUCACCAAUCAUCCCUCCAUCAACAUCCUGACCAUCAUCUUCCUCGUUCUGUCUACUACAGCUCUCUCUGCUCACUUUCGGGUGUGUGAGCCUUACACCGAUCACAAGGGGCGCUACCACUUUGGAUUUCACUGUCCUCGUCUCUCGGACAACAAGACGUACAUGUUCUGUUGCCACCAUAACAACACGGCCUUCAAGUACUGCUGCAACGAGACCGAGUUUCAAACAGUCAUGCAGGUCAACCUGACCACGUCUCCAGACGGCUACGCUCACAACAAUUACUCUGCAUUAAUCGGCGUGUGGAUCUACGGAUUCUUCGUCAUGGUGCUGCUAGCGCUUGAUUUUCUGUAUUACUCAGCCAUGAACUACGAGGUGUGCCGGGUUUAUUUGGAGAAGUGUGGGUUGGGUGGCCGUUGGCUGAAACAGGCCCGUGGUCAGUGGCACGGCGACGAGCAGGAGGAGAGGGACGUACGGCCCGCUCAACCCGCAGCUCCGUCAGAACCUCAAGAGCAACAUCAUGAACACAGCUGUGGUCAGAUCAGACACAGCCUGAUGGGAGACACACAGAACCCAGCACAGAUCGCGCACAACACCACAACAGCCUGAGACUGACGAAACGCAAGGACCAACGGUUGGAGUCCCCCGGUGAGGAAGUGCAUUGUGGGAAGCGUAGUACAUGCCCCUGCCACAUGGACCUACAUGUCACAGGGGCCCAUUGGCCCCAAGCCUUUUGAUGUGGCCAAAAAAUCUCACAGAGCACAACCUUCAACCCCUCGACAAACCCAGAACCUCAACUCAGAGCCAACUGGAAAUGGUCCAGUGGUGGUACAAGACAUUCUGAAGAGCAGCUUUAGCGAGAUUUGUGCAACUCCAGAACCAGACUUCAGACCAAACUGGACUUCGAGAGACACAGAACUCACCCAACACUUCUUUGGAGGACCUAUGUAGCCGUUUCUGCACCAUUUUGUGAGCGGUUCUGGAUUAAACUCUCUGUAACUGUG
Molecule: messenger RNA, 1431 nt
Organism: Carassius carassius (crucian carp)
Lineage: Eukaryota; Metazoa; Chordata; Actinopteri; Cypriniformes; Cyprinidae
Gene: shisal1b
Product: shisa like 1b
Exons: 5
Coding region: 425-1036 (203 amino acids)
Source: RefSeq, a predicted model, not a curated record